AUGGCUGUUUGGCAUAUUAUUGAGGCCACCAAGCCUCAUAUUGCUUAUGCAGUUGUCGGUGUGUUUUCUGCAAUUUUCUCAUUAGUAUCUCUGUUUAUUAAACAACGGUUGUAUAUUGGUGAAUCUACUUUAGCUGGUAUUUAUGGUUUAAUUGUUGGCCCUCAUUGUUUGAAAUGGUUUAGUCCUACAACUUGGGGGAAUACUGAUAGUAUCACUUUAGAGAUUACAAGAAUUGUGUUAUGUUUACAAAUUUUCGCAGUUGCUGUUGAAUUACCAAGAAAGUAUAUGUUGAAACAUUGGGUUUCUGUUGCAAUGUUAUUGUUACCAGUGAUGACUGCUGGUUGGUUAAUUAUAGGUUUGUUCGUUUGGAUUAUUAUUCCUGGUUUGAACUUUCCUUCUGGUCUAUUGAUCUCUGCUUGUAUUACGGCUACCGAUCCUAUUUUGGCACAAUCUGUAAUUUCUGGUAAAUUUGCUCAGAGAGUUCCUGGCCAUUUAAGAAAUUUACUUGCUGCAGAAUCAGGUUGUAAUGAUGGUAUGGCGUUUCCUUUUAUUUUCCUGUCGUUGAAUUUAAUCUUAUAUCCAGGUAAUGGUAGGGAAAUUGUUAAAAAUUGGUUCUGUAUCACCUUACUAUAUGAAUGUAUAUUCGGAUGUGUCUUUGGUGUAUUCAUUGGCUACACAGGAAGAAGAGCAAUCAAGUUCGCAAAGGAGAAGAAUUUAAUUGAUCGUGAAUCAUUUCUUUCCUUUUAUAUCUUUUUAUCUUUCUGUUGCGCCGGUUUUGGUUCCAUAAUAGGUGUAGAUGAUUUAUUAGUAUCAUUUGCAGCAGGCACUGCCUUUGCUUGGGAUGGUUGGUUUUCCGAAGUGACUGAAGAGACUAAAAUUUCGACUGUCAUUGAAUUACUUUUGAACUAUUCUUAUUUCAUCUAUUUUGGUGCCAUUGUACCAUGGGAACAGUUCAAUAAUAGUGAAAUUGGUACUGACGUUUGGAGACUGAUCAUUCUUGCAAUUAUUGUCAUAUUUUUGCGUAGAAUUCCUGCAGUGCUGGCAUUAAAACAUUUUAUCCCAGAUAUUAAAUCCUGGAGAGAGGCUUUAUUUGUUGGUCAUUUCGGUCCAAUUGGUGUUGGUGCAGUUUUCGCUGCUAUUUUAUCAAGGGCAGAAUUAGAAUCAUCUGUUAGUCAUGAAGAAACUCCAUUAGCAGAGUUGCCACCAAAGGGAACGCCGCACUGGCAGCUAAUGGCUUGUGUCUGGCCUAUAACAUGUUUCUUUAUUGUUACUUCUAUUUUGGUCCACGGUUCUUCCGUGGCGGUUAUCACCUUAAGUCGUCAUUUGAAUACUAUCACGUUGUCAAAAUCAUUCUCGACACAUACUACAUUUGGAGGGACCAAACCUUCAUGGAUGGCAAGAUUACCAACUUUGGACAAAUCAGGCCGUUCAUUCUCUUUACAACGUGUUGACACAAUGGGAUCUGCUUCUAACCAAGCCACUCCUGGUGAUAUGUCAAGAACUAGUACAAUUGAAACUAGUGGUGUCCCAGUUAGACGUGCUGGUGGUAUGACAAGAAGAAAGAAGUAUAAACAUAACAAGGCUAGAAGAAAGUUGAAGAAGAGAAGAGAACAACUGUUAGGUAUUUAUGGAGUCAACGAAUUUAAUGACGAUGAGUUGAAUGAUUUAGGUAGAGAAAGAUUGCAACUUGAAAAAGAAGCACAAGCCGGCACUUUUGCCCUAGGUGGCGCUAAGCCAAUAGCUUCAAAGCAAUCUAUUGAUUUAUCUGCGAUAACUACUGAAUCCCAUGAAUUUGAUGAAACUCCUAGUAGUGACAAGAGCGAUGAAGUAUCUCAUAAAUUGGAUGCUACUUCAGCAAGCUUAUCUCCAAAUAUCCAAGAAAAAUUGUAUAAUGAUGAAUUUGGUGAUAAUUUGGAAAAUAUCCAAUCCAGACCAAUGGUUGAUAUGGAUGAUGAGAUCUAUGAAGGUGCUUCUCAUAUUUCAUCCGAACAAGAGAGAAGAGAUAAACUUUUUGAAAUGGAAUCAAUUCCUAAAGUGGCAUAUGCAGAAGGUGAUAAUAUCAUCGUUGAAAACAGGCAAGGUGAAAUCUUGGAUGAAAUUAAUUUGAGGAGAGGUCCAAAUGAUGAAGAGGCUAGCGUAUUUUCAGGUAAUGACAGUUUGGUUAGAGUUUUGAGUAACGACACAGUUCAAAGUUUCAGAGCUUUGAAAAAUGUCUUAUCCCCAAUUUCAAGUAGAGACACAAGCCAUAACAGCCACAAACCUAAAUAUCAUGCUUACAAAGUUGGUAGCACCAUUAUAAUUGAAAACGAAGAAGGUGAAGUUUUAAGAAGAUACAGAAUCAGAACGCAUUCUGAAGUUCCAAAUGAUAAAAAGAAGGAAAUCGAAAACCAAAAAGAAGUUGCUGGAAGUAGUGGUGUAUUUAGCAGAACAUUGAGUAAAUUAGGUUUAAGAAGCCGUGCAUCAUCAUCUGCACAACCUCCUUCCCCAAGAGACAUAGAAAAUGCACAAAAAAUGGUUAGACACCUAACGCCUGCACCAAAGAGGGUCAAAAUUUCAGAAUCUCCAGAUGAAAUCAGUGAUAAUGAUGAGCACAGUCUCAGUGAAACUGACGAUGAAGAAAUCGAAGAAGAAGAAAUUAUAUCUACCACUAGUAUUGAUAGUUCCAUUCAAGACUACGUUCCUCAAGAAUUACAUAAUUAUGAUAGAACACUGCAUGAUGUAAUUGACAAUGAAAGUAUGGAUGGAGCCAAUAUCAAUGACGAUUAUAGUAGUGGUGAAGAAUCAGAAACUUCUGUUGAAAGAAGAAGACGUCUAGCAGCAUUAGGUCAAUUGUCAGGUCCAAGACCAGACGAUGACGAAGAAACCUAA
Molecule: messenger RNA, 2868 nt
Organism: Vanderwaltozyma polyspora DSM 70294
Lineage: Eukaryota; Fungi; Ascomycota; Saccharomycetes; Saccharomycetales; Saccharomycetaceae
Gene: NHA1
Product: Nha1p
Exons: 1
Coding region: 1-2868 (955 amino acids)
Biological process (GO): intracellular potassium ion homeostasis; regulation of membrane potential; sodium ion export across plasma membrane
Cellular component (GO): plasma membrane
Molecular function (GO): sodium:proton antiporter activity
Source: RefSeq, a predicted model, not a curated record